AAGUUUACAAUUGUUUUGUUGUUUUUAUCAAAGCUUUUAAUAAAUAAUCAAAGUGAUAAGAUACAAAGCUUCACCACAAUCGCAAAGCGGUAUGGUAUAUUGCAAAACUCUUGGUAGAAUACGAUGAUUAUUGAUCAGAUCAGAGAACAGACCAGUUUCAAACACAUUGCUUCUAACACAAGCACGUUGCGAGCUGUUGCCAUACAACUUGAUAAUUAAUUCAAUCUAACACCAUUUAAUAAAUAAAAAAAAAAUAUGGCAAAGGUUUUUUUGGGACAAGUGAUCCAUACAAAAUCAUUAAAUGAAUUCAUUGUGUACACAAAUGGUUUUGUGGCUGUCUAUGAUGGAAAGAUAGUUGCUGAAGGCAAUGAUUACCAAUUGUGGAAGAAUGCGGCCGCCAGUGCGCACUUUCCCAAAGAUGCUGAAAUAAUUAAAAUGACCAAGGAACAAUUUCUUAUGCCAGGCUUAAUUGAUUGUCAUAUACAUGCGCCGCAAGUGGCACAAAUCGGUUUAGGUUUAGAUAUGCCCUUACUGGACUGGUUGAAUUUCUAUACAUUUCCUUUGGAGGCCAAAUUUGCUGAUCAAGAAUUUGCCGCUAAAGUGUACUCAAGAGUUGUGGAAUCAACAAUCAAAAGUGGCACAACAUUGGCUUCUUACUUUGGCACUAAUAACAAAGACAGCACCAUAACCUUGGCCAAAGAGGCAUUAAGGCAAGGACAACGUGCUUUGGUGGGCAAAGUCUGUUCCAACUGCAACAGUCCUGAUUUUUAUGUUGAGAAUACUCAAGAAUCUGUGUGUGCCACAAAGGCAUUUGUCGAUGAUAUGAAGAAACUUGGUUCGGAUUUAGUGAAGCCAACUAUAACACCAAGAUUUGCUUUAAGUUGUACCAAAGAAUUGCUUAAGGCUUUGGGUGACAUUGCUAAGGAGAACAAUUUGCAUAUACAGAGUCAUAUUAGCGAAUCUGUGGACGAAGUUCAUUUCGUCAAGAGCAUUUUUUCAUCUUCCUAUGCUGAAGCGUACGACAAGGCGGGACUUUUAACCAACAAGACUGUAAUGGCUCAUGCCGUUCACUUAGAAGACGAUGAGAUCGCUUUAUUCAGAGAACGGGGUACUUCAGUUGCUCAUUGUCCGGCUUCCAAUACCAUGUUGAGUUCAGGAUUUUGUGAUGUAUUGCGUUUAAUUGAAAACGGGAUAAAAGUGGGUUUGGGAACAGAUGUUUCUGGUGGAAAUUCUAUUUCAAUACAGGAUGCAAUUUUAAGAGCUCUUGAUGUUUCCCAUCAUUUGGAGUUUGUAAAGAAGCAAUACAUUUUUGGAACUGGCAAAAUGCAAACGGAAAAUUCCGAAUAUACGCCUAUUAAUUAUAAACAAGCCAUUUAUUUGGCUACUUUGGGAGGUGCUGAAGCAUUAACCAUGGAUAAGGUUUGCGGCAAUUUUGAGAUUGGCAAAGAAUUUGAUGCCUUAGUUGUGGACACCAGUAUAUAUCCCUCCCAUAAUUUCGGCUUAUACAAUCCCGAGGAUUAUGAAAAGAAAUCGGAUGAAGUCAAAUUGCUUGAAAUGGUACAAAAAUUCAUUUACACCGGUGAUGAUCGUAACAUUGUACAGGUUUAUGUUGCUGGCAAACAAAUUAAGUCCAUUUAAAAGACAAUUUUAUAGUUUUAUAUGUAUAUUUAAAAUAUCGGAAGUGUUUUGAAUGGUGAAAAAUGCUUAUGUGCUAUCAAUAACU
Messenger RNA from Stomoxys calcitrans (stable fly), 1723 nucleotides. It is a transcript of the gene DhpD, whose product is annotated as guanine deaminase. The transcript is spliced from 7 exons. NCBI's taxonomy places the organism in Eukaryota, Metazoa, Arthropoda, Insecta, Diptera, Muscidae. Gene Ontology annotation, biological process: guanine catabolic process. Gene Ontology annotation, molecular function: zinc ion binding; guanine deaminase activity. Bases 256 to 1638 code for a protein of 460 amino acids. Gene Ontology annotation, cellular component: cytosol. The record is from RefSeq and is a predicted model, not a curated record.